Messenger RNA from Ilex paraguariensis (yerba mate), 175 nucleotides. The record is from the annotation of a GenBank genome assembly. NCBI's taxonomy places the organism in Eukaryota, Viridiplantae, Streptophyta, Magnoliopsida, Aquifoliales, Aquifoliaceae.
AUGGUUGUGAAACUCUUGAAGAGAUCUAAAGCCCAAGGACUGAAUCCAAAGGUACCACCAGGGCCAUGGAAGCUGCCACUCAUUGGCAAUUUACACCAGUUGAUUGGUUCAUCACCACAACAUGCUUUAAGAAACUUGGCCAAGAAAUAUGGACCCAUCAUGCAACUACAACUAG